This is a messenger RNA of Arachis stenosperma, 2730 nucleotides long. RefSeq lists its product as uncharacterized. NCBI's taxonomy places the organism in Eukaryota, Viridiplantae, Streptophyta, Magnoliopsida, Fabales, Fabaceae. Gene Ontology annotation, molecular function: glucosaminyl-phosphatidylinositol O-acyltransferase activity. Bases 235 to 1617 code for a protein of 460 amino acids. Gene Ontology annotation, cellular component: endoplasmic reticulum; membrane. The transcript has 16 exons. The record is from RefSeq and is a predicted model, not a curated record. Gene Ontology annotation, biological process: protein localization to plasma membrane; GPI anchor biosynthetic process.
UGAUAAUCUGAUUCAUCUCCAUCUCCAACUGUUCAUCGCUGCCGCUCUUCUGUCGCCGUCGCCGCCUGCGCCUUUACGGUUCGCCGCCACCGUCUCUUUUCUUGUUAAAUGCUGCUCUGCGCUUUUGAUUCUGCUGCUACAUUGACUCUCUGAUGCUCUAAUUCCGCUCACGCCACGCCACGCCCGCCUUUCUGCUUCUGCUGUUCUGUGAAUUUGUGUAGAAGUGUGGGUGCCAUGGAUCCUCUCAAAUCCUUCAACUCCAACAAGCAUCUCAAAGAAGAAUUUGUGAGCAAUUUGAGUGGAUCCUCUGUUCUCGAAAUCAUUGCUCUUACGAUUACUGUCCCUAUGUUGGUCCUUAUUCGACACUCCACUUCUGCAACUGGUGCCUUCUUGAAGAAGAAGAAUGAUGAUGCAGUUUCCAAGUCUAGUAAUUUCAAAGCAUACUUAUCUACAUUGUCUUUGGAUUUUAUUAUUAUUGUUGUUCCUAUGCUGUUGUGUUUCACGGUACUUUCAAACUGGACAUAUAUAUUCACAAUUUUGUUAAUGCUCUUAACAUUCGUUUGUAUUGCAGCCAAAAGGACUGCUGCUUCAUCUAUUUCUAUCAAAGGAGAGCACAAUUCUAUUCGAGAAUAUAUUACAUCAUACAGGGUAGUUGUGAUGAUUAUAACAUUCCUGUGCAUCUUGGCUGUUGACUUCAGAAUAUUUCCAAGAAGAUAUGCAAAGACUGAAACUUAUGGAACUAGUUUGAUGGAUCUUGGAGUUGGGUCAUUUGUAUUGGCGAAUGCAUUAGUUUCUCGGCAAGCACGAAAUAUCACAUCUGUAAAUUGGAAGACUGCAAUAGUUUCAAUUAGUCCACUGAUCACGUUAGGGUUUCUUCGUCUUGUCACUACGACUGGUGUGGAUUAUCAGGUACAUGUCAGUGAAUAUGGUGUGCAUUGGAAUUUCUUCUUCACACUUGCUGCCGUGUCAAUCCUUACUUCAUUUGUUAACGUUCCGCCGCAGUAUUCUGGGAUUUUUGGUUUGCUUGUCCUAGUAGUGUACCAGUUCUGUUUGAUUCAUGGUUUGAGCGCAUACUUGCUUUCUGAUGAAAGAGGAAUGGAUAUCAUUAGUCAAAAUAAGGAGGGAAUUCAUAGUAUAUUUGGAUACUGGGGCAUGUAUCUUGUUGGUGUUCAACUGGGAAAUUAUCUUAUCUUUGGAAGCCAUUCCUCUGGAUUAAGAAGUACCAAAUGGGUUCAGAUUAGGGUCUGGAUUCUGUCCAUCGUAUUUUGGUUAUUAACUGUGUUUUUAGACAAGCAUGUGGAAAGAAUUUCGCGGAGAACGUGCAACCUGCCAUAUGUUACUAGUGUAUUGGCCGACAACCUUCAGCUAUUAUCAAUUCUAAUGCUGGGUGAUCUUAUUCCUGGAAGUAAAACUUCAGUACUAGAAGAAGCACUAAACCGAAACUUAUUGGCUACGUUUCUUCUGGCAAAUAUCCUCACAGGCUUGGUAAAUCUCUCUGUUGAUACCCUCUCUGCGUCAUCAAUUACAGCACUUUCCGUCUUGCUUGGGUAUGCCUAUAUUUUAUCCACGGUCAUUGGAACGGCAGAUUACUUCGGUGUGAAGCUAAAAUUUUGGUAAAGCAAACAUUUCUUGUGUUGUAGUCUGCUCAACUUGUGUUGCUGUUGUUGUUAUUAUUAUUAUUAUUAGCAAUGGAGGAAAUACUGUCAAACGCGUUGUCAACUGAAGAGAGUAGGAGACUUUGUUCAGUUUGUUGGCUUUGGGCUUGUCUCCUGCGGUUUUUCCUUGUGCGAAUCUUGUCUUGUGCAUGCAGCAAUCUAUUGGCCAGCGGCAAACUCUUAAAUAGAGUUUAGUACCGCGACGGAUUAGUUCUUGACCUGUCGAGUUAGGAGAUACCGUGGAAAAUCCAAAAAAAAAAAAGACAGAGAGGAUAUAUAUAUAUAUAUAACGUGUAUACCUUUUUUAUGAGUAAAUGAUUAAAUUAGUCACCAAAGAUCACUUAUUCUUCAAAUUACUCUCCGAAAGAUUUUUUUAAUCAAAUUUGUCCUUCAAAAUUUUAAGUUAGUCAUUUUAGUCCUUCCAUUGCUUUCGUUGCCAAUGGUGUCAAAAUUUGUUGAUGUGACACGUUAAGUGAUAUUACAACAUACAUCUAGUAGUCUUAAUUGGUAACAUGAUAAAUUUAUAAAAUUUGAUCAAAUCAAUUCCAAAUCGAGGAAUUCCAAUAACUUUAACUUCUUCCUUUAAUUAGAUUUUGAUUUGAUUUAAUGUCAUAAAUUUAUUAUGCUAAUAAUUAGCUAAGACUCUUAUGUGUAUGUUGUAGUAUUAUUUACUCGUGCCUCGUUAACAAAUUUGACGUGUCAACAAAGAAAAUAACAGAAGGUCUAAUUCGAUUAAUUUAAAAUCUUUCAAGAAUAAAUUUAAUUAAAAAAAAUUUUGAUGACUAAUUUUAAAACAAAUGAUCUUUCAUAAACGAAAUUGAUCAUUACUCUUUUUUUUUUUAUCACUUUAUAGUAGAGGUGUGCAUGGUCCGGUCCGAUCCAAAGAUUCGGUUAGGCCCCGAACAUUUUAGGGGCUAAUUUGGUGUGAUUUUAUUGGGUCUAGGGUCAGGUAAGGGUCUGAAAAAUAGACCCGGUCAUUAUUUCGUGUCGGGUCCGGGCCAUGGCUCGGGUCACCCGAAAUCGACCCGGUGACCCGCUCAUCAUACACAAUUAAUAUUUUGUGUUAUUAGUGAUG